Messenger RNA from Asparagus officinalis (garden asparagus), 2170 nucleotides. Its product is annotated as protein S-acyltransferase 21-like. Gene Ontology annotation, biological process: peptidyl-L-cysteine S-palmitoylation; protein targeting to membrane. The transcript is spliced from 10 exons. Gene Ontology annotation, cellular component: endoplasmic reticulum; Golgi apparatus. NCBI's taxonomy places the organism in Eukaryota, Viridiplantae, Streptophyta, Magnoliopsida, Asparagales, Asparagaceae. Gene Ontology annotation, molecular function: protein-cysteine S-palmitoyltransferase activity. Bases 192 to 2060 code for a protein of 622 amino acids. The record is from RefSeq and is a predicted model, not a curated record.
GUAAAACCCUUUCCAUCUCUUUCCUCCACUUGCCUCCGCCUUCAAACCCCUUUGGACCCAAAAGCCAAAAGUUUUGAUCUUAUGGGCCCAGAUCGAAUUUUUCUAUCAAAGUCAAAAACCCAGUAGGGUUUUGGUGAAAUCAGUGUGCAACGCUUGUUGAUUUUUUUUGAGCUGCAUUUGGGUUUAUAGUCAUGGCGAGGCGUCAUGGUUGGCAACUCCCUGCACACUCUUUUCAGGUGGUGGCAAUAACGGUCUUCUUCCUGCUGUCUAUUGCUUUUUAUGCAUUUUUCGCUCCGUUUCUUGGAAAAGAUAUAUAUGAAUAUGUGGCUGUGGCUGUUUAUAGUACUUUGGCCAGUACAUAUUCACUAUACAUUAUCUUCCAGGCACUUUCUGUCUUAAUUCUCUAUGUUAGAUGCACUGCGAUUGAUCCUGCUGAUCCUGGAAUCCUGAUAACCUGUGAAGGCCUACCGGGUUAUAAAUCACAGAGGGAUGAAAUAUCUCUACAAGAGCCCAGUAAGAUAGGAUUGAAGACUGAAGAAACAAUCAGAAAGCAUAAAUGUGUAACCUGUUCAGAAAUUGGAUGUUUUGUUUGUGCUUUAAUUGCAAAAGAAGAUUGCCGCAAAGAUGAUGAUACUGGCGAGCAACACGCGGGCAGUGAGGAGGCAUUAUUCUGCACGUUAUGUAACGCUGAGGUGCGCAAGUUCAGCAAACACUGCCGAAACUGUGACAAAUGUGUAGAUGGAUUUGAUCAUCAUUGCCGGUGGUUAAACAAUUGCGUCGGGAGGAAAAACUAUAUCACAUUUAUUUUCCUUAUGGGCAUGAGCAUUGCUUGGCUAGCUGUUGAAAGUGGUGUUGGUAGUGCUGUCUUUGUCCGAUGCUUCACCAACAAAAGGGCAAUUGAAAGUCAGAUAACUAACAGACUAGGGGAGGGUUUCUCUCGAGCUCCUUUUGCUACCAUUGUGGCCCUAUUUACAACACUUUCAUUUCUGGCUAUUUUUCCUCUCGGGGAGUUGUUCUUUUUCCACAUGAUACUGAUCCGAAAGGGCAUCACUACGUAUGAGUAUGUUGUUGCAAUGAGAACCCAGAGCGAACCACCGGGCCCAUCUGUGAACGAUGACCCUCAAAGCCUUGCUUCUUCACCAAUGAGCUCUGUCAUAACUGCGAUAAGUGGUAGCUCUCUCGGUCUUCAGUACAGAGGCAGUGGUGCAUGGUGCACGCCCCCAAGAAUAUUUAUCGAUCACCAGUUGCCUAUACUGCAGGACGAGAUAAUCCCACACUUGGAACCAAACCGAGUCCCUUCAACUGUAGACCCUGACGCCGUCAAUCCAUUCAGAGGAGGGAAGAAACAACCAAAACGACCAGUUCGCAUCAGUGCCUGGAAACUCGCGAAGCUCGAUUCAAAUGAAGCCGUUAAGGCUGCAGCAAAAGCAAGAGCAUCUUCUUCGGUGUUGAGACCUAUUGGCUCUCGAGCUAAUUAUGACACCGAUCAUUACUCCACUGGAAACGCCAGCAGCCGAAGCAGCGCAACUGCAGAUAUUGGGUCCCACGGGGAUACUCGAGCGGGAACACAGCGAUCUUCUCCCUUGAGGAGCCCUUAUCCACAGACGCCGAGCACUUUAAGCAGUCCUCGUCAUCCUAGCGCCCUAAUUUCUGCAUCGGAUCAACGGCUUUUCAACCCAAUAUAUCAGACGUCAGCGAGUCGUUCUCCUUGGUCGGUGAGAACCAACGAUGGGGAAGAACCUGAUGCUAGAUUGAGGAGCGUUGCGAAUACAAUGAGUAAUUUGAGUUCAUCGGUUUAUUGGGAUCAGGAAGCUGGCCGGUUUGUGUCAUCCCAGAACAAUUCUGCGUCAUCGUCUAGGGUUAGGGUUGGAAAUCAGACCGAGCUAUUGUAUACUGGGCAGUCGAUAUUUUUCGGCGGUCCUCUCCUUGGUGGAGGCACUGACCGGAGUUUACAGCGGCAAAAUGGAGCAGGAGGAGGAGGAGAGAGUGGGAGGGGAUCUCAGCAGCUCCCUGUGUUUCUUCCCAGGGAUCCCCAAGAUUACAUUUCAAGGUUGCCGUGAGAAAUUGAGGGGAGAAGCAGCACUUUUUUUCUUUUUUCUUGAAUAAUUUGUUAGAUUAAGAACGUUUCUAGUUUCCACUAGCUUUGAAUCAAUGUACAUAAUUUCCUCUC